AUGACCUGGGACACCAAGUUACCCGGCAAGACAACAAGAAAGACACCUAUUGUCCCAGAGCACAAGGAAUAUGUGGUACCGGGACAGAGAGAUGCUGGUCUAGUGCUGCCUGUGAAUGUUUGGAAGGAGAUGAGACUCACGGAGUUGGAGCAGACCACUUUGCGCAUCCCAAAGACAUGUUGGCAGCCUUCCUAUAUUCCCCCGAUAAAUUGCAUGAUCAGUUAUGCUGUCACGGUAGGCAUAGGGGGUACCCAAGUUCUGACAGGUCUUGUCUUGGUUGAAGAAGAAAAGCAGAUUAUACAUCAAACUUUCAAGUUUGAUCCUAAUGACCUAGGGAAUGAGGAAGAAUACACAUCUAAGCUGAGAUUCAAGUCUGUAUUCAAUUUGUCUGCUCAGCUGAAGGAAAGCAUUGCGAGUGACAGGGAACAAUAG
Suillus fuscotomentosus is the source of this 432-nucleotide messenger RNA. RefSeq lists its product as uncharacterized. The record is from RefSeq and is a predicted model, not a curated record. Bases 1 to 432 code for a protein of 143 amino acids. Lineage: Eukaryota; Fungi; Basidiomycota; Agaricomycetes; Boletales; Suillaceae. The transcript is spliced from 6 exons.